Paramecium tetraurelia is the source of this 1716-nucleotide messenger RNA. RefSeq lists its product as uncharacterized. Lineage: Eukaryota; Ciliophora; Oligohymenophorea; Peniculida; Parameciidae. The record is from RefSeq and is a predicted model, not a curated record. Gene Ontology annotation, molecular function: phosphoprotein phosphatase activity. The transcript has 3 exons.
AUGCAACGAGUACCUCAAUAUGCACAAAGACCUGUAGUUUAAGACUCCUUCCGUUAGUCCUUCAAAUAGACUCCUGACAAAGAGAACACAUACGCAUAAUUACAAAAACGAAAACCCAUACAAGCCUAUCCACAAUACCAAUCCACUCAGACCCUCCAAAAACCAGAAAUGCGUCCCAACUCCUCUCAACCCAGACAACCAUCAGUAUAGGCAGUGCCAAGACCAUCCUCAGCAUCCAAUGACAAAAUAGCCUUCUCCAAUCAAAAGCAACCAUCCAGAUGCUCAUUCAAAGAAUUAAAGAACUCAACAUACAUUCAACCAUAACAAGCUACACCUUAAUCGAGAUAUUAUUCAUUAAAAUAGGUUCCAGAUAAUACUCUUGUGAAAUCAUAAUCUAAUUAACAGUUGCCAAACAAAUAAAUUGAUUAAUCAGAAUAUAAAAAAUUACACGAAAAAUUGUUAUUUUUAGAAAACAAGAUCAACAAAAUUAAAUCCAAUAUUGAAAUAAGUAACUCACAACUCCAGAAACAAUCUGAAAGAGCCAAACAAAAACCAGUUGGAUUAGCUGCUAAGUUUUUUCAAAAAAAAGACCAAGAAAAUUAUGAACCCAAAGAAUCUAGCACACCAAAGGAACUAACAAAAUGUGCAACUGCACUCAAUCUACAACUCAACAAAGCCUUAAAAUAAAGUCAAAUAACCAAAGAAAAACAAUCUACUGUCAAUCUAGAUCAGUUCGUUACACAAGUCAAGCAAAUAAAAAAACCAACUCAACCACAACAAUCUCAACUCAGCAGACACUAAUCCUUAGAAAUUAGUUAAAAUAUCAUCCCAACCACUAAAGUCAUUGUCAAUGAGAAAUCCUAUUCAUCCUAAAAACCUAAAAAAGAUGACACUGUAAUUAUUCAACCUUAUAUCUAGUUUCUGUAUUAUAUAUCAAGCGUAGUGAAAGCUUUAGUCUAAGAAUAGGCUAAUAAAAAUGAUGAAGUCGUUAGAGAUCAUAUUGUGUAAACCAUACAGGUAAAAGCAUUUCUUAUCGCAAAUUAGGGACUAGAGUAUGCUAGGAACCUACAAUUGCAAUUCUAAGAGGAUAAAGUUGUGAAUCUACCAAAAUCUAAUCAUCUUAAAACUGUAGUUUUUGAUUUAGAUGAAACUCUCAUUCAUUGCAAUGAAAGCGUGGCUGUUCCUGGAGAUGUCGUAUUGCCAAUCACUUUCCCUACUGGAGAAACCAUUCAAGCUUCAAUCAAUAUCAGACCUUUUGCUUAACAAAUACUUUAAACUCUAUCUCGUCAUUUCGAAAUUAUUGUUUUCACAGCUUCGCAUUCAUGCUAUGCCAAUGUAGUCUUGGAUUACUUGGACCCAAAAAAACAAUGGAUUAGUCAUAGACUUUUCAGAGAUCAUUGUUUACAAAGUGAAGAUGGAGCUUAUAUCAAGGAUUUAAGAGUCUUAGGAAAUAGGAAGUUAUCUAAUCUUCUCUUAGUUGAUAAUGCUAGUUACUCAUUUGGGUAAUAAAUAGAUAAUGGAGUACCAAUUAUUGCAUAUUAUGAUAAUAAACAUGAUUAAGAAUUAUUAUAUUUACAAAAUUAUUUAAUGAAAUUUAGAAUGGUCACUGAUGUCAGAGAACUGAAUUCAUAACUAUUAAAAAUGAACUCUUAUACAAAUUAUUAAGAUCCCUUGCAUUUGGUCUAGGAUUUAUUCCCUGAUUACUUAACAAAAUGA